CAUGCAUGAGCUAACUCGCUUUGAAGCUCAAGCUCAACUUGUAGACGGCUUUACCGUCAAAAGCAGCUCCGCUGAGCCAAAAGUUCAAGCAUUUCCUUACCUGCGGCUCCCAUUUCACGCUAGCUUUUGGUGCGCUGAAACAAGCUAGUAAUUACAUAGAAGAAUUUUUUUUUCUCUCUUUUUUCUUUUCUUUUGGCCAUAGAAAAGAAAAGAGUGGUUGACGGAGACACUUUUAUGAUAAUAAAAUAAUCAAAUUGGUUGGUCUUAAAUUGAAUUGACCCUAUGGUGCUCAAGUGUAAAUACAUCAAACUGGUUCCAACGUGUGAAUUCAGCAAACUAGAAACAAACUCUCUCUCUCUCUCUCUCUCUCUCUCUCGCUCUCGCUCUCUCUCUCAACGAUGCUGCUAGUUUCUCCAGCAUCCACCUCCCUAUUAUCAAACCCACUUCAAAGCUUCCAUGCCACAUACAAAACAACAACCAGAUUGCAAGCCCCAGCCAAGGUCUUAGCCAUGGCAAAGCAAACCAGCGACGACAGCAGCAGCAGCACCAUUGCAGAGAAAGCAGCCAUAGCAGGAGGCCUAGUCUCCACCCCCGUGAUUGGCUGGUCACUCUACACCCUCAAAACAACCGGCUGCGGCCUGCCUCCCGGACCCGGUGGUUCCAUCGGUGCCCUUGAAGGCGUGAGCUAUUUGGCUGUCCUGGGAAUUGUAGGGUGGUCCUUGUACACUAAGACCAAAACUGGCUCUGGCCUCCCUAAUGGCCCUUUUGGCCUUUUGGGUGCUGUUGAAGGUCUCUCUUACUUGUCUUUGCUCUCCAUUUUGGUGGUGUUUGGGCUCCAGUUUUUUCAGCAGGGCUCCAUUCCAGGACCCCUCCCCAGUGACCAGUGCUUUGGAUGAUGUGGGAUUAUUGGCCACCACAAUUCUAUCUUGUGUUUGUGGACAUGGUUUGCUCCAAUUAAUUUGUCCUGCUUUUCAAGUACUAGCACAAUGUUAAUGUGUAUCUAUAAGAAAUUCCAUGACAAUGUUCUUCCAAAUUUUUCCUUC
Messenger RNA from Prunus mume (Japanese apricot), 1043 nucleotides. RefSeq names its product anti-muellerian hormone type-2 receptor. The record is from RefSeq and is a predicted model, not a curated record. Lineage: Eukaryota; Viridiplantae; Streptophyta; Magnoliopsida; Rosales; Rosaceae.